This is a messenger RNA of Emiliania huxleyi CCMP1516, 564 nucleotides long. RefSeq lists its product as hypothetical. The coding region runs from base 1 to 564 and encodes 187 amino acids. The record is from RefSeq and is a predicted model, not a curated record. Lineage: Eukaryota; Haptophyta; Isochrysidales; Noelaerhabdaceae. The transcript has 3 exons.
AUGGCGACGCCAGGGUCCGCCGUGGCAGCCGCGGAGGACAGGAAGCUCGCGCUCGACGCCGACGAGGACGUAGGCGAGGAGGGCGAGGAGGGCGGUGAGGAGGGUGCCGAUGGAGCGCCUUCGGCGGCGCGGCUGGCGCGGCUGGCACGCAAGGCGCAGGCGGCCCCUUACGUCGAGACUUACCUGCAGCAGCCAAAGAAGGUCGAGCCGGCGCCAGUCACCGCCAGUCACACGGUCGCCGCGCCGACGCCAGUGGCAAUCUUCCCGCCGCUGCCGCUGAUGCCAGAAGUGCCAUUCGCGCUCGCACCGACCGACGCCAAGACGCCCUCUUCCAAGCCACCGGCCUCCCGCUCCGACGGCACCGAGCGGCAGCGAAAAAAGAAACGCGCGGCCGCACGCGCGGCGGAGGGCGACACCGAGGAGUUUGCCAUGGCCGCCUUCAACUUCGACGGCGGCGACGGAGGGGGGGAGGAGGCGGGUGCGGGUGCGGGUUCGAAGCACGCGCUCAGCUCGGGCGGCGCGGACGAGGAGCACCCUCCGAAGAGGCGACCGCGACGCGCUUAG